This is a messenger RNA of Hydractinia symbiolongicarpus, 2213 nucleotides long. Its product is annotated as integrator complex subunit 13-like. NCBI's taxonomy places the organism in Eukaryota, Metazoa, Cnidaria, Hydrozoa, Anthoathecata, Hydractiniidae. The transcript has 21 exons. Gene Ontology annotation, cellular component: integrator complex. Gene Ontology annotation, biological process: centrosome localization; regulation of mitotic cell cycle. The coding region runs from base 32 to 2119 and encodes 695 amino acids. The record is from RefSeq and is a predicted model, not a curated record.
GUAAAGUAGCAAGAAAAAUGUCUAUAUCAACAUGUCGUUAAGAAAUGAAAUUUGCAAGGAGACAUGUAUUGUUGUUGACAGAUCAUCAAAGUUUCUGGAAACUUCUGGAUCGAAAUUAGACAUAGAACAAAAUUCGAAAAGUCGAGGAUCACUAUCUUUUCUUUCUGAUCUUUAUAAAACAACAUGGACAUGCGUUGUGGAAGGCGUCGUUGAAUAUUGUCGAAUUGUAUAUGAUAUAUUUCCACCCUCAUUUAAGAUUUCAGUGUGCUGCUCUGAUGAAGUUGUUACUGAUGUAAAUACCUUUGCAUUAGAUAAUCAAUGCAUACAGCAGGUAUUGAAAGGAUUUGGUGACAUUGGGCCACCAAAAGAACCCGAGUAUUGGGAAAGUGCUGUUUCGAUCUACCCAGGUGUUGCACAGGCUGCCGAAAGGCUGCUGAAAGGUGUGAAAGAAAAUUCAGCAUGUACUAGAAGAUUGAUAGUGAUUACGCCAUUAGAAGAUGAAAGUGAUUCAAAUUCAAUCAGCAAUGUAGUUUGGGAGAUACAGAAUCAACAAGACAAGGGAAGUAUUUGCCAUAUUGAAUUGGUUGUAGUAAACAUAUCCAUGAGAGAUGAUAACGUAUUUAAAGCAAGCCGGCAGGUUUCUACUUAUCUAAAUGUUAAAACAAUCACCUUCAAACAUUUACAGUGUUCAAAUAAACUUUCCAUGUUAACUCGUCAACAUUACAACUUAAGAUCGACUAUCAUCACUGGAAUCCCAAUGAAGGAAGAACAAAACGCAGGAACUUCUGCAAACUAUGAUGUGGAACUCAUUCAUUCAGCUGCUGCUCAUCACGAAGUAGAUGGUUUAACGCCAUUGAUAAACCUAUCUGGGGAAGAUGUGUUUUGUAAACCACCAGUAACACUGAAAUGGUGCACUCCAAAAGCAAGCACAUUGCAAGAUUUGCAGCCGUGUGUGGGAGCAUACAGAAUUACACCAGCUGAAGUAAAUUCCAGACCUGCUGCUUGUCUUGUUAUGUUUUUAUUACAAGGGAGAACAGUGAUGUUAGAAGAACCAAAAAAAUCUGGCGCGAAAGUUCUCACCCACAUGUUACAAAGCCAUGGAGGGGAUAUUUAUAUUCACGUGCUCGUGGCUGGAAGAAGUCCGUUGGAUGACCCACCCUCCAUCACUGAAGGUAUUGGAGGACGAGUUACAGAUUAUCGAGUCAACGAUUUUGGGAAACUCAUGAAAGAAAACAGAUUGGCUCCUUACUCUGAAGAAGAUGCUGUGGAAGCGAAUAAAAAAGCUAUAUCUCGAUUGGAAAGAUUUUCAAAACAUUGGCCAAUGGUUAUCAGCGACACUUUGAUCUUCAACAUGCAGAGUAAUUUAGAUCCGCUUCUCCCACUGCUUUUAAAACCUACCUUGACAGAAGAAGAAGUACAAGAUUGUAAAAAGGUUAUAUAUCGAUUGCAAGCCAUGGAAAGCAGAAGCGAGGCCCUACCGUUACCAAUCGUAACCUUAAAAGGGAAAGGAACCAAAAAAGAGGAGCAAUAUAAACAAGUAUGGUCGGAGCUAGAUAUGUUUAUCGAAGGUGCAUCAGCGACCUCUUUUAUGCAUAAAAAGGUUUUAGAUUGUAUUCGAGGUACUCAAGAAAGCCCAAGUGAAACUAAAGCCGGAGAAGAUAAAAAGUCAGUGGAGAAAAGCGCGACUGACGCAUCGUGGAAUGAUCUAGACCGCUAUCAGCAAAUGACAGAGCGUGAAAAGAAAGCGUAUAACGAAGCUCCUAGUGAUCCAAGAAGAAGACGGAGAACAAGUGAGGGUUCCUCAACCAAACAAAUCGAUGCACAACCACAACCGACAAAAAAAUCGCCACGUCAAGACGAGCCGUCGAGUAAAGUACGACGCAUGAACACGUCACGGACGAAUGUGACGAACAUCCCCGCUACCCUUCAACCAAAAUCUUCCUUAUUGUCAAUAUGGACCAAUCAUAUAAACUUAACUGCCUCAAGAUUGCAUGAAGAGUUUUUUGGACGAAAACAAUCAGAAAAUGGAAAAUACGAACUGUAUAAAAAAGAGCAAGACCAAGCUAGUCAAGAUAUGAAGAAGACGUAUAACAGCAAACCAGUAAAAGAAUGGGUUUAGCACCCGUCCUGACAUGGUGAGAUGACAGCGAAAUACAUGUAUGCAUCGAAACUUAUUCAACAUGUGUUGUUUUUAGGAGACACAGAGAUGUUAA